AUGUGGAUGAAGCUGCUGCUGAUUGUGGGGCUGGCUGGAAUAUGCACCCAGGCCAUCGAGGAAGGGAGAUGGCGGAUUUCUGAAUCACAUCCACAGGCGUUUAAAGUGCGACUCAGUCUGAAAGCUGCACUGGGAGACGAGGCUUAUGCCUGGAACGAGAAUGAAUUGUACCUGUUUAAGGCUGCCAUGGCUUACACCAUGCGCCAGUACUACUGGGCAGACAAAGGACAACAGGUCAACUUCACGUGGGAACACAUACAGACAGACAAUGUGACUCAGAGGAUCUCGUUCCAUUUCCUUGUCACUUUGCCGGAUGCCGUGCCGACCACUAUCAUCUCCAAAGCAGAGGUGGAGGCGGCCAUUCGGCUGUCAAGGGGCCGUAUCAAUAGUGUCAUGAUGCUCAGCGAUGACACGCUGGAGUUCGUAGGCCUCCUGGCCACGCUGGCACCUCCGGUGGAGCCUGCUGUGGAGGUGUGGCUGAUCGUCUUCGGAGUGGUCAUCGGCUUCGUGGUGUUGGUGGGAGUCUUCCUCAUCGUCAGUGGGUUCCGGAACAGGAGGAAGAAUAGUAAAUCAAAAAUGGACGAUGAUGAAAGGAAACCUAGUGAAGAAAGACAGGGCAAAGUGCUGCAGUACUCUUAUCAGAUGCGAGAUGAAAGGCAGAGAUUGAGCCGCUCCCCGCCGCAGGAGCUCAUGGCUGUCCUGGGCGUUCUCAUAUCUGUUAUCUAA
Sardina pilchardus (European sardine) is the source of this 726-nucleotide messenger RNA. RefSeq names its product angiotensin-converting enzyme 2-like. Gene Ontology annotation, biological process: positive regulation of amino acid transport. Bases 1 to 726 code for a protein of 241 amino acids. Lineage: Eukaryota; Metazoa; Chordata; Actinopteri; Clupeiformes; Clupeidae. The record is from RefSeq and is a predicted model, not a curated record. The transcript has 7 exons. Gene Ontology annotation, cellular component: plasma membrane; extracellular exosome.